Molecule: messenger RNA, 813 nt
Organism: Drosophila takahashii
Lineage: Eukaryota; Metazoa; Arthropoda; Insecta; Diptera; Drosophilidae
Product: spaetzle-processing enzyme-like
Biological process (GO): proteolysis
Molecular function (GO): serine-type endopeptidase activity
Source: RefSeq, a predicted model, not a curated record
AUGAGAGUAACAGUGGUUAUUGCGGUCGUGGCCUGCCUGUUUCUUGUGCCUAAAAAUGGAUCAGCCUUCUUGCUGGAGAGGGAUUGCGGAAAAUUAGGUAGUACCGAAGCUUUUGGGAAAAUAGCUGGAGGUGAAGAUACAGACAUUCUCUCGAAUCCAUGGAUGGUAAUGGUAAUGGUAAUGGGUAAUGAAACUUGUGGCGGCUCCCUCAUCACUUCGCGAUUUGUUCUGACGGCAGCGCAUUGCCUAUCAAAUUAUCACAUGACCGUGCGAUUGGGCGAAUACGACACACCAAGAGCCUAUUAUAUAAAUGUCGAUAGCAUAAUUGCUCAUUCAAGAUUCAACUAUACCGGAAACGGUGAGCACGAUAUUGGACUUCUUCGAAUGGCGCAAAUGGUGCAGUUCUCAGACUAUGUUAGGCCGAUAUGCCUUCUCCUGAACGUGCAAAUGGAAAAUGUUUUACGAUUCAAAGUCACCGGCUGGGGUAUGCUUGAAAACGGACAAAAGAGUAAAAUAUUGCAAAAAACAACUCUAUCUAAGGCGUAUCCUUUGUAUUGUAUAACACAAUUUGGUACUUCGGUUGAUCAAUCCCAGAUUUGUGCCGGCAGUGAAACUAGUGAUACCUGCGUAGGAGAUUCUGGAGGUCCUUUGAGCGCAGAGAUCAUUUACUAUGGAGAAAUUCGGACCGUUCAGUACGGUAUUGUCAGCUAUGGAUCUGAAAAAUGUGCAAAGGGAGGUCGAAGUGUUAACACAAAUGUGGCCAACUAUAUGGACUGGAUAAUGCAAGUUCUUCUUAAAAUUGGAGCAGAAUAG